Molecule: messenger RNA, 360 nt
Organism: Wickerhamiella sorbophila
Lineage: Eukaryota; Fungi; Ascomycota; Dipodascomycetes; Dipodascales; Trichomonascaceae
Exons: 1
Coding region: 1-360 (119 amino acids)
Source: RefSeq, a predicted model, not a curated record
AUGGACUACAAAAGGCUUGAUGUUGAACGGGCCAAAAUGGCGGUUUCCGUGGCCGGUGCCAAGUCUUUAGUGUCCGAAUGGAUGGGUGCUGAUGUGUUUAAUGAUGACGAGGAGGACGAUGUGGUGAGUCGGCUACUGAAAUCAGCAGAAAAGGCUAAACCCCCGCCCACAGACAAAAACCAAGCUCUGGAAAGAUUGAGAACCAAAAUGAACCACAAGAAACCGGCAAGCAAACCGCGGCCUGUUGUUCAAGAACAGAGCUCCGAUGACGAAGAAGAAUCAAAGACAUCAAGCAUUGGUAAACGCAAAAACGUCAAGUCAGUUCUAGACUCGUACAAGCGUAAGAAACGCAAGGGCUGA